This is a messenger RNA of Closterium sp. Yama58-4, 1465 nucleotides long. The record is from the annotation of a GenBank genome assembly. Lineage: Eukaryota; Viridiplantae; Streptophyta; Zygnematophyceae; Desmidiales; Closteriaceae.
CUAUUUGAUCGGCUGUGACAACAUCUUAGCUAAGCUGCACACCAAGCACCCUGAGCUGUGUCCCAAAGUGGGCGGUUUUAUCGUCAUGCACAUUGAUGACCUGCGCCGCUUCGCGCCGCUGUGGCUCAAUAAGACAGAGGAGGUGCGGGCAGACAAGGCACACUACGCGAGGAACAUCACAGGGGACGUGUAUUCAUCGGGGUGGAUCAGCGAGAUGUAUGGCUACUCGUUUGGCACUGCUGAUGCCAAUCUACACCAUGUGGUAAUCGAUAACAUAAUGCUCUACCCAGGGUAUCCCCCCGUGCCAAACGUGGACCCUCGUCUCUUCCACUACGGCCUCGAGAUUAAAGUUCUGAAUUACUCCUGGGACAAGUCCCGCUUUCGCGACACCCCGCUAGCCCUCACCUGCGGUUACCAUUUCCCUGACCCUCCUGACGUUACGGAUUUGCCCCCGUUACCCUCUGUGGAUUCUGGUGGUGCUGCUGGUGGUGGUGGUAAGGGUGGUAUGGGCGGUUUAUUUGCAGGGCUUAGGGGUAGAGGAGGGGAGGAGGAGGAGAGGGAGAAGAAGCUGAUGGAAUUACUAGAGGAGCGGCGGAAAGAUUUCAUAGUGAUCGAGUGUGUUGCGGUGCUGAAUCGGGCUUUAAGAGAGUAUCACCGGCUGAGGCUUGGGUGCCCUGCGACUGGCGAGAAAAACGUGGGCGUUAUGGAUCUUACUGGAGCGUCUUAUAUCGAGUCGGGGAAUGGGGGAGGGGGUGUGAGGGAGCUUAGAGCUGAUGUGUGGGCGAGAGUGAGAAAUGAGGGAGGAGGGAUGGAGGUGGAGGAGGACGGGAGGGUGGGGAGGAGCGAGGAGGGGAGUGGGGAUGUGGAGAGAGUGGGGAGGUUUGUGGUAGAGAGUGUGGAAGUGAGGGAGAGAGGGGGAUUGGAGCGAGGGCUUGUUGUUGGGGUAGAGAUGGCAGAAGGCGAGAGGGAGCGGAUGGAGGAGAGGGCUGGGGAGGAGGAUGGGCAGGAAAGUGAGACAGGAGGGGUUGGAGAGGUGGGGGUAGAGGAGCAGCAAGGGCAGAACAAGCAAGGGAAUGAAGAAAACCGUGUUGAACAGCAUCCGGAGCUUCAGCAAGGAGAGGAGCUAUUGAAAGGGGCUGGAAACGGUGAAGGUGGAUUGGGUAGAGUGCAGCAAGGAGGUUCCGGGGUAGAAGAGGCGGAUACAUUCAAAAGCAGUGUCGGUGGUAUCAGAGCACAGAGUGGCAGGAUUCAACAAAUCCGAGGGCUCUUACGUGGCAGGCGAUCAUUGGUUGGAGGAGAUCUGAGCUCCGCAGGUGAUAUGGCGGCUGGUGGGGGGGAAGGGGGAGAGGGCACCACAGAAAGUGGGGUGGAUUGGGAGGCGGCAGCGGAAGCGGAGGGAGGGGAGGGAGAUGAGAGAAGCGCGGCGGGAAAGGAGGGCGAGGAAGAAACGAUUGGAGAUCCCUAA